AUGCACGCCACGAGAUCCAGCACCCAGAGCGGAGGCAGCCCCGUCACGGAGGAUGAGGAGUCCAUGUCUACCUUCACGUCACCACCCUCUGCCUCUAUCAGUAGUACCAGCUUCGCACAGCUGCUGCAACGGGCAGCGCAGACAGGAAACGUCAAACAGCUCACCACGCUUAUUCAGACCGCACGCACCAGCGCGUUCUAUCAAUCGUCCAGUGUCGAUAUCACCAAAUGCCCGUCUUGUUCCUCUUCGUUGGACGCAUGGCUCAAUGCUGCAGAUGAAGAUGGCUUUACGGCAUUACACCUUGCGUGCGUCGGUGGUUACGAUGAUGCUGUGUAUGAGCUAUUGCAGGCAGGUGCUCACUUGGAAACCGCAACACCCGAAGGCUUCACCGCGCUCAUGUUCGCUGCCUGGACUGGAUCGCUCUCCCUCGUGCAGACGCUAGUGUCACAUGGAGCAGAUGUGUUGGCACGUGACGUAGAUGGUAAUGAUGCUGCCUUUAUCGCUGAGAUGAAUGAGCACGCGAGUGUAGCUAAACUCCUCCAACAACAGGUUGAGAACUCGGAGGACCCACUCCUCAGUUCAUCGUCAUCAAAAAAGAGCGGACAGGAGCGUUGCCUAGAUUCCGAGUCCCUCGAGAACGUUCCUGUUAAGUCCUUUGUCUCUAGCGAUUGCAGCGCUUUCACUGUAACUGAAGGAUUUGGGAUUGAUAAAAGCAGCAGCAGUUCUUCCACAUGUUCAUCGCCCGAGCAGCUUGUGGAAAAGAGGCUCCUUACAAAAGAAACGAGUGCGCCCAGCGUCACUGAUGGCGCCACGCCAUUGCUCGUUGCGGCUAUGCACGGACAAUUGGAGACGAUCAAGGUGCUCCUUUCUCGCGGCGCUAGUUUGUCAGCCGCGUUGCCGGGUGGUGCUACCGCAUUGCACUUGGCGUCGGCGUCAGGCUUUGUUGAUGUGGCCUCAUACAUGAUUGACCAAGGCCUGCCAGUCGACCAACGUACAGUAGAUGGCACCACUCCGCUGCAUGAGGCGGCAUACCAGGGACACGCACAUGUGGCUGCAAUGCUGCUCGAAUGUGGGGCAAAUGUGAAUGCCGCAACUGAGCACGGCACGACACCACUGCAUUGCUCAGCUGAAAAUGGUCAUGUCCAGAUUGCAGAGCUGCUGAUUACCUAUGGAGCACACAUCGAUGCUGUGACAACGGAUUACCUCGCUGCAGUUAAUGAGGCUGCAGGCAAUGACUCGCGUUGGCGAAGACGUCGGAGGCGCAAAAAAUUGGUUGGAGUGAAUAUGGAAGGAAAUGAUUUGGAUGAAGAAGCGACCGAGGGUGGGUCACGGACACCGGAUGAGCUGAAGAAGAAGGUCUCGUCCUGUAGAUCGAAUCAAGUCGCGCUUUGUCUGGCAGCCAAAAACGGCCAUCUGGACAUGGUGCAGUAUUUGCUUACGCGAGGAGCAGCUAGCCUGACUGAUCUUGCGGUACUUGAGCCAUCUAGGCACCCAAUUGUGCUGGCAGCCCGACGCGGACACGUGGAAAUCGUGCGUUUUCUACUGACCCAUGACGAGUGCACUUCUAGCUUGCCCGAUGCAGCGUCGCAUGUUUUAUGCUGUGCAGCAGAGCACGGCUACCUGCAAAUGGUAGAGCACGCGCUAGCUCGUGGGGCAGACAUUGAGGCCGUCGGCGGGAAGAAGCAAGCAACCCCGUUGGUGCUUGCAGCUCGGCAGGGUCACCUUGCUGUUGUGCUACAUCUUUUGUGGUGCGGUGCAAAGUUGGACGCUGUGACGAUGACUACGGGUUAUACUGCGCUGCAUUACGCAGCCAAGCAUGGGUAUCUCACUGUAGUUAACAGUUUACUACUGAACGGUGCGGAUGUGGACGCUGCCUGCACACAGCGCUAUUCUUCGCCACUACAUCUGGCAGCUGAAUCAGGUCAUGGAGACGUGGUGCGUUGCUUGUUGUCUUUUGAUGCAAACAUGGAAGCUCCAGGCACUAUGACGGCGCUGCACAUCGCAGCUGAGCGCGGCCAUGUGGGGGUGGCCCAUGAGCUUCUGAACCACGGCGCACAACUCGAAGCGCAAGCACAAAAUGGUCUACGUGCUCUAUUCAUCGCCGCGUAUUGUGGCCACAAGGACCUCGUGGAGCUGCUGCUGAAUCACGGAGCCGAAAUGAAAGCGACGUCAGGCAUCAACAAGACGACGCCCCUGCGUGGAGCCGUAUCAAAAGGCCACGUCGACGUCGUCAAGCUGCUGCUGGCACGAGGUGCCGAUCCCAAUGCCAUCCAGCCCACGGAUGGAACAACGGCUAUGCACAGCGCGGCUGCCAACGAUUUCGGCGACAUCCUGAAAUCCCUAGUGGCAGCAGGAGCUGACCCCGACCGAGUGGAUCGCAAUGGGCGUACCCCUUUGGACUAUUCCGCGUCAAACUCCAUUCGCCUGCAGCUACGCCUGGCACUGCUCAAGCUCCGCUGGCAAAAACAAGACGAGCGUAAGUGA
Peronospora farinosa is the source of this 2484-nucleotide messenger RNA. NCBI's taxonomy places the organism in Eukaryota, Oomycota, Peronosporomycetes, Peronosporales, Peronosporaceae. The record is from the annotation of a GenBank genome assembly.